AUGCCAGUGCCUUUAACGUCACAUUCUAUUCGAAGAGCCUUUUUUUCACAGCUCAGAUUUAACGGAAAUGUCUAUCAGGUUGAACGACGAUGCCAUGCGCCAGUUCCGGGUGGCCAAGGUGUGCCAGGAGACGGACGAGCACAAGCUGGCAAUAGAGUUCUCCUCGGAUGGACUGCGGCUGCUGCUCUGCGACCAAUCCGCCCUCUCGAUCUUCAGCAGCACUCGACAGGAGGAGCUCUGCCAGGUGCACAUGCACCACUACCUGCCCGACGUGGCCUGCUUCACCCAGCAGGACACGCGCGUCCUGCACUCCACCUCAAAGCAUGACUACGCCAUCAGAUGCCUGGAUCUAACUACCCGCCUCUACGUACGAGUUUUCGGGGGUCAUGCGAAGAGUGUCCAUAGGUUGGCCUCUCAGCCUGGCAACGAGAAUGUGUUCAUCAGUGCCGGGCGGGAUGAUCACAUUUACAUGUGGGACUUCCGGACCAGCACUGACACACACUGCAUAAAGAAGCGGCGGCCGCUGUGCGCCUUUGAUCCUGCCGGCUUGGUCCUGGCAACCAGUACGGGUACGGAAUGCAUCGAGAUCCACGAUGUGAGGAUGUUGGGCGAGGAGCCGUGCCAGAAGUUCGUGUACCAGGUGAACGACAGGGCCAACUGGACGCAGUUGCAGUUCGCUCCCAACGGGAAGACCCUGCUGCUGAGCACGGACCACUCAUGGUGCUUCAGUGUCUCGGCUUUUGAUGGCACCUACCGGCAGUCCUUUACUGGCUAUUCGAAUCAGUCCAGGCUGCCACUGGAUGCCACUUACACGCCGGACUCGCAGUUCAUCCUUUCAGGAGCGGAUGAGGGCCGGAUUCACAUUUGGCGGGCUGACGAUGGAUAUCCUGUGGCAGUCCUCAAAGGCAACAAUGUUGGUCCUGUUCGAUGUCUGCGCUUUAAUCCGAAAGCCACUAUGUUCGUGAGCAGCGACUUGCUAAUCGUGUUCUGGAUGCCCAUGGCCAAUGGAGUUUACGAUUGGGUGGAUCGCCUAAAGCCGGGCGAAACAAUCUCCUUUAAGGAGGACGACGCACCGAAGGAGGCUAUCGGGGCUCGCAGCAAAAUUCCUUUGCCCAAACCCGAAAUAGACAUGGGAUUGAAAAAGCAGACACUAAACAAGAAGAGGGCUUUCACUGAAGGAUCCAUAGUGGAUCUCACCAAAGGCUUGCACAAAAAGGACUCCCUGGAAGAUGGUGAAAUACCUGAUGACUAAGAUGUGUACCGAUCUCUUUCUUGAAUAAAAGCGAGGGUUAUUCAUCAGCUGGCUGUUGGCCAAAACUUCGAGGACCAACUCCCAGCGGGGGGAUCACCCAAACUUCCUGGACAGUCCUUAUGCUUUUGAGACACAAAUUGUUGAGUUUUGCCAGCAAAUUGCACAGCUGGCUGCGUUCGACUCUGGAAAGGAGUUCCUGGUGCGGUGGGCAAACUUUUGGCCAAGUUUCGGCUGGGUGUAUAUGUGCUCCUGC
Messenger RNA from Drosophila erecta, 1505 nucleotides. Its product is annotated as WD repeat-containing protein 82. The coding region runs from base 68 to 1252 and encodes 394 amino acids. Lineage: Eukaryota; Metazoa; Arthropoda; Insecta; Diptera; Drosophilidae. The transcript has 2 exons. Gene Ontology annotation, cellular component: Set1C/COMPASS complex. Gene Ontology annotation, molecular function: chromatin binding; protein binding. The record is from RefSeq and is a predicted model, not a curated record.